AUGGAUCCUCAUCCGCCUUUCGGCCACGCGUUGCGGACAUCGUGUGAUAAGUGUAGGGCUGCAAAGGUGAGAUGCCAGAGGGAAGGCCAGAGCUGUGCUCGGUGUCUACAACGAGGCGAUGAUUGUGUCACAACUUUCCAUCCCCGAAAGACGUCAAAACCAGACAGGCGAGGAAAGAUCCUAGAUAUGGAAAGCCGGAUUGAGCGUAUGGAGUCGAUCUUGGCCGCGUCAGGCCUCGCAAGUGAGGCUGUCACUCCUGCCACUACUGGUACAUCAACUGAUCUGGAUGACCAACUCUCAAUGCUAUUACUUCAUGAUGAGGGUUCCUCUACUUUUUUUGGCUCAGCUUCGAGUCUCUCUCUUUUCUCUCCUGCUGGAUUACAGUGGAUAUCCAGUAGAACUAAUUCCUCAGACCUAUCGGAUCUCAUCCUGAGGCGAAUACAAGCAUGCCCUCCUUUUCAUGAAUCACUCCGCGUAUGGCAGGGCCUAGACUAUCGAGGACAAGUGCCAAUUCCACCUAAGCAUCUUGCUGAUUCAUUUGUCGCAUGUAAGAUUAUUCCCACACAUUUUUUUGACGCCCUUAAUGAUGUUAUACCUUUGUAUCGAAGGGAUAAGUUCGAAGUUCUGUACGAACAGCAGUAUACUUCUUGCCCCCCCAAGAGCACAUCUUGGUAUGCCUCGCUCAAUGUAGUACUCGCGCUUGGCUGCCUGCUAUCGCACGAGGAGAAUAUGAGUGCGAGUGCUGGAAGCUCAAUGCUAGCGCCCACUACUGCAGUAGACUACCUACGGAAUUGCUGGAAUGUUUUCGGUGAGUUAUCUCUCAGCUGCAGGGAUCUUAUGGCGGUUCAAGCGUUGGUGGGAAUGGUAAGGCCCGCUUCUGUUGAUCUCGACUUCGGCUUAGGACUAACCAGUAUAUUCUCAGGCCUUUACCACAGAAAUUCUUCUUGA
Molecule: messenger RNA, 948 nt
Organism: Aspergillus pseudonomiae
Lineage: Eukaryota; Fungi; Ascomycota; Eurotiomycetes; Eurotiales; Aspergillaceae
Product: Zn(II)2Cys6 transcription factor
Exons: 5
Coding region: 1-948 (315 amino acids)
Biological process (GO): regulation of DNA-templated transcription
Molecular function (GO): DNA-binding transcription factor activity, RNA polymerase II-specific; zinc ion binding
Source: RefSeq, a predicted model, not a curated record